This is a messenger RNA of Pseudogymnoascus verrucosus, 4802 nucleotides long. RefSeq lists its product as uncharacterized. The transcript is spliced from 8 exons. The record is from RefSeq and is a predicted model, not a curated record. Lineage: Eukaryota; Fungi; Ascomycota; Leotiomycetes; Thelebolales; Thelebolaceae. The coding region runs from base 219 to 4184 and encodes 1321 amino acids. Gene Ontology annotation, molecular function: protein binding.
AGAAGCAACAGCGAUAAUAUCGGUCGUUCCUUCCCCAAUACCUUCACGUCCAAAGGCAGAGUAGCGCUCUUCUUCCCCAUCAUCGCCCCUUCCCUCUCUUUCUCCCACUGUCGCUCCUUCCCUCUCCCCAAGAUUACUCCUUCCAUUUCCCCAUCCUAGCUCCUCCCAACGCUCCUUCCCUCCCUCGCCGCCAUUCUCACCAUCGCUCCUUCCACACCAUGUCCACCGUCGCCGUCACCCCCACUCCCCCCCCCUCUCCCAUCGACGAUAUCUGGUCCUCCGCCUUCACCCUCUACAAACAACAAACCAACCGCGACCUCUCUUCCUCCACCCUUCCCCCCAAACUCCUCACCGUCGACGACGUGCUCUCGGAGGUCGAAGCCUCGCACACGGCAUUCGGGUCGUGGCGGAGCAAGCAUGCUCGUGUGUGGGGGAAACUGAGCGGGUGUAUUGGGCCGUUGGAGGUGUUGGGGGAUGGUUGUGAAGCUGUUUGGGGGGCAGGUGCGGUGUUUGGGGCGGUUGUUUAUUUGCUCAGGGCCUGCGAAGAGGUGGAGAAGAGUUAUGAACUCGUGGAGACGCUGUUUGAGGAGAUGGAGGAAUUUACAGUCCGGCUGAAGGAGUAUGCAAAGGUGGAAGUUGGGGAGGCGAUGAGGAAGAAGGUUGUGGCGACGUUGGCUUGUAUGUUGGAGAUUAUUGGAAGAUCUGAGGAGUUAAUUCGGACGAAGAGAUUCAGACACUUUAUCGGCGUGGCGUGGGUUGGCAAGGAUGAAAAAACACGAGACGCCCUUGACCGCUUUCAUAAGUUGAUAGACAGCGAAGAGCGCCUCGUCAUUGCGGUGACCUAUUCAUCAGUACAGAAUACUGAGCACAAUGUUGAUACAUUGCUCUCCGCUGCAGACGAAAAUAAGCUGUCCCAGAAAGAGAUAUUAGGGAAAGUAGACCAUCUCUCGACAGUAGCAACAGAUAGCAAGGAAGAAGAGCUACUCAAGAAUGCUCUGUGGACAGAAGCCGUCCCCAAAACGAACGAAAUCUUUGCCGAGUUUAAAGAGAAUAUCCUUAAAGGGACAUGUGAGUGGUUACACGAAGAGGCCCCCUUCCUUGCUUGGGAAAAAGAGGAGGCAUCUCUACUAUGGGUCUUCGGGGGACCAGGGGCUGGUAAGAGCUUUUUGGCUACAAAAACAAUCCUUUUCCUUCGAGAUCAGCAUGACCAGAACCUUGAACAACCCUCGAAAGCCGCUGUAAGUUACUUCUACUUGAAAGAAGACAACCAGACUCUGCAUGACUUAAAUGUCAUUUUGAAGACUAUCGCCUACCAGAUCGUGCAGAAGGAUGGAACAUACAAAAAAUAUGUUCAGUCUGUGUGCAGGUCAGCAGAGGCUACCAACACAGCAGAGAAAACGUGGAAGGCUCUAUUUCUAAAUUUCUAUACGUCGACGCAGUGGGUUGAGAGCUUAGCCUUUAUCGUCAUCGACGCACUUGACGAGGCAUCUCUAGACACGAGGAGGAAAUUUCUGGAUCUCCUCAAAGUUCUAGUGUACCCACCCCCCGGUAAACGCACUACGGCUCCCCGACUCAAGAUUGCCAUCUUCGGCCGCCCAGAUAUCAAGGACGACAUGGAAUUCCCCCGACAAAAGUUUGUGGACAUCAAUGCGCAGAAAAACCGCAAAGACAUCAAUGACUAUAUCCUCAGCCGACUUCCGCUUGUACGAGUCCUCAAAGACAUGAAGCCCAAGGCACGGACCAAAUUUGCCAAGGAGAUCCGCGCCACCAUCCUCGAGCGCGCAGAUGGCAUGUUCUUCUGGGCCAAGCUGGUGCUCGACCAAAUCUGCCGCAAGGAGCGCAAGAGCGACGUACAGCAGGCCCUGGAGAACGCGCCGCGCGAGCUAGACCGUAUGAUCCGUCAUGUCUUUGAAAGGGUGGCAGCUGAUCCGGACGUAAAUAUUGCGGAUCUCAAUAAGAUACUAUCAUGGGUUGCAUGCGCAAAGAGGCCACUACUAUUAGGUGAGCUGCAUACUAUUCUGAUGCUUCCCACAGGGGAACCGAACCUGUCGCUACGGCGGAGGCUGAGUGGGAAGUUUGCUUCGUUCAUUAAUAUGUCAAGAUAUGUUGGGGAAGAUUCAGACGAGGAAGAUGGUAAUGAGGAGGGUGAAGAGGCGGUGCUGGGAGAGAGGGUAGAAGAGACACCGCUAGACUUUGCUAAUCUGAGUGACGACAGUGACGGUGAUGGCGACGAUAGUGAUGAUGACAGCGAUGAUGACAAUGACGAUGAUGGUGAUAGUGACGGUGAAGGUGAUAUGACACUCCAAAAAGACGAGUUCGCAACAGAGUUCAGAACCACCGAAAUAUCCUUCAGCCACAAGCGCAUCAAGGACUACCUAGUCCAGGAGGGAGGGUCGAACCCAGUCUUUAUUCCCCCGGAAUUUCCCAACAUGCCAAUCGGUAUUGACGUGAAUGAGUCUGAGCUUGAGUUAGCCCUAACCUGCCUUGCUAUUUUAGUGGACAGGGUCACUUGGACUGAAGAUAAGUUCGAUUUGAUGCAGUAUGCUGCAGAAAAUUUUAUGAAGCACAUAGGGGGGAUCGACCGGUCGAAAAUUAGCAAGGAGGAUAAUCUGAAGCUCUUAGAGCAGAUAACCAACUUGUUUUACGACGAUGUCGGGGCCAGGAAGCUGCUUGACCCUCAGUCCUUAGGAUACAGGGGUUCUAUAAGCCGCCAGGAACUUAUUUUUUAUCUCAUCUGGAUUGGGACAAAUGAAUACUCAAAGCUUCUCCGCGAAUGCCUCGGAGAAAUCGACAACAUGGGUAUUAAUAAUUUCACAACUGGUCAGCUUGAGUGGUUGAAGCUCUCUGUGGCUUCUGUAAAGGAAUUUUAUAGACCGCUUAUGAUAGAGUCGUCAAAAAUGUGGCUUACAAAGACUGGGUUCGAUGAUUUUGGGUACCUAUCUAAGUCACAUCUCUAUGUGUGCAUGUUGCAUGGCUACUUCAUGAUGAAUGAUGACGGUAGCCUAAAAGACGGCAUCAAAGAUUUCUCUCCCUACAGUUAUAAUAACAAUAUGAGCAGUAUCCCACUUGAAAGAAUUCGCACAUAUGCGGAGUGGGCUGGUCUUGAGAAGACAGAACACUGGCAUGCUUGCCUCGGGUGGGCUAUGAAGAAAGCGGGCUAUUUCGAUGCUGCCAUUGUAGAAUUCAAAAAAGUUCUGGAGAUAGACAAUACGGCUUGGGUCGCACAAGAAGGACUCUCCCGUUGCUACGCCGGCCUUGAUAAUAUCAAGUUGGCACUGGAGUGGAUGGCAGAGGCCAUCCCAAACGUGCCUGAAACUUUCAGUUUUGUGACCCAAGCACAGUUAUUGCCACAAGUUGCAUCUUGGUUAGGCCAGAUUGGGGAGUCUGAUCGCGCCAUCGAAGCCUGGAAGGGGGUGUGGGGGAAUAAUACACAAGACACGGAUAACCUAGGGAAAUACAUCUGCGAGCUGCAUAAAUGGGAUCGACACCAAGAUCUGGUUGUCGUUAUCACGGAGAUAAGCAGUCUGGUGUCACGCAACGAGCAUUGCGAAAAUCUUCUCGUCGAGCUCCUGACCAGCGCCGACAAUGAAGUCUUCGAUGCCAUCGGAACAGCCUUUAAUAUCACCAAUGCCGCGGACGUCCGCGCUACCUUCCUAGACGCAUGCACUAUUGCGAUCACCGCCGCCGACGCCAUAGAAGCCAAGAAAAACAAGUCGACAUCGCCCAGCUUGUCCCGCAUCAAAGUCGCGUUCUUCAAGUAUGCCUACUGCAACCAGACUUCUGAAGCCAUCGCGCUCUGGCAUCAGACUAUUGACCUAAUCGACGACUUUGCUGCGUCCGGCGGGCGCUGGCUAAUCCACGAACGCACGUGGUGUACUAACGCCAUCUGCGAGAUUCUCUUUGACGACGUGGUUGAGGCGAAGGGAAAAGGCGAGGAUCCGGCGUCGUUGGUUGAUUCUCUAAAGCAGUGCGCGCGCAUCGGCGCAGGGGAGCUCAUUUACGAUGAAGACGGGACCCCGGCCUAUGGCACAACAUAUACGAGUCUGAAAUACGGUGUGUGGCUGUGCGAUUAUGGCGGUGCCGAGGACACGGUCUGGAAGACAUACUUAAAGGCUGGGGUGAUACCAUGGGUUGAUCUGCUCGCUGACGAGGAUAAAGAUGCUGAUGAUAAAUUAUUUGGGUGAGUUGUUUCCCAUUAAUCCCCUGCCAGCCCUACUUAAAGUACGUUGCUUGCUGAUAUUUGGGAUGAUAGAUUUUUCGCCAUUGGACUUGCUCUCUUGACAGUGAAUGAUAUACCGAAUGCGACUACCGCGUUUGCUGUCGCCAUGAAGCCGCUCCAGGAGAGCGCUAAAAAGCGCGCUGCAGAGGCUGGAACGGCCAUAAAUGGCGAUCUGGAAGGGGAAACCGAGGAAGUGACUAAUGGCUCUGCGUCGGCUAGCCAAGCCGCAGGAGAUCGAGACGAAGGAGAUGGCGAGCCCGGCUGCACCCAAAAUGUCUCCAAGUACCCCUUCCUCUCCUCCUAUGGAUGCAUGAUAAUCUGCAACGGCUCCUGUGACACUCCGAACUCCGAAUAUACCUCACUAUAUUCAUGUUCCAUGUGCAGGUACAUGACCCUGUGCGGACCUUGCCUAGAACUUUUUAAGGGGGAUGGGUUCGUCAAGCGGAUAUGUAAUGUUAAGCAUGAGUAUUUUAAGAUUUUUCCGCUGCCAGAGGGAAGUGAAGAUUUGGCUGUUACGAUUGUGGGGCCACAGGCGAUACCAAGAGAGGAUUGGUUGACGGGUUUAAGGGAGAGGUAUGGUGGG